Messenger RNA from Danio aesculapii, 16003 nucleotides. RefSeq names its product low density lipoprotein receptor-related protein 1Ba (gene lrp1ba). The record is from RefSeq and is a predicted model, not a curated record. Gene Ontology annotation, molecular function: protein binding; calcium ion binding. Lineage: Eukaryota; Metazoa; Chordata; Actinopteri; Cypriniformes; Danionidae.
ACACACACACACCUGCGGGAGGAGCUGCGCAGCGGAGCGGAGCGCUGUGGGGCGUGAGACCGGCUUCGCUCACACUCAACUUGGGCAUCAUCACCAUCAGCGCCCGCGGAUAACGGAUCUGCUCGGGACUACAUCCAGCCACGAUGUCCGACUUUAUUUUGGCAUUUCUUACUAUGUCGGGAUUAAUUCUGCUGGUUAAAACGCUGACAGUGGCCGGGACUGAGGAAGUGUGUGAUAUGGAGGAGUUUCUGUGUGCUGACGGCCUCAACUGUGUGUCUGAGAGCUGGCUGUGUGACGGAGAGAUCGACUGUCCUGACGCUUCAGACGAAGCACCAGCCAUCUGUUUGCGGCAGGUAAAAGUUCGAUGUCCUGUUAAUCACAUCCAGUGUCUCGGGACCCGCAGAUGUGUUCAUUUCAGUAAACUCUGCGAUGGAGUUCGAGACUGUGAGGACGGAUACGACGAGGGUGUUCACUGCCGCGUCAGGACUCAUGCGUGCAGCCCUGACCCACAUGGACGAAAGGGUGGAUGCUCUCAUAUCUGUCUCCUGAGCCACAACUACAAAUCACGUGUGUGCCGCUGCCGGACCGGCCACGUCCUUGCCAGCGACGGAAAGUCCUGCAAAAAACCAAAGAACGAGCUGUUCCUGUUUUACGGAAAAGGACGACCUGGGGUUAUUCGAGGUCUGGAUAUGAAUAUCAAGUCGGGCGAUGAACAUUUGAUUCAAAUCGAAGGACUCGUGAGUCCCCGAGCGCUGGAUUUUCAUGCGGAAAGUGGCUACGUAUAUUUUGCCGACACCACAAGCUUCCUAAUCGGACGGCAGAAGAUUGACGGAACUGCGCGGGAAACAAUCCUUAAGGAGGAGCUGGAUAAUGUCGAGGGUAUGUCGGUGGACUGGAUUGGUAAUAACUUGUACUGGACAAAUGACGGUUAUAGAAAAACCAUCAACGUGGCUGGGCUGGACAGGCCCUCUCAGACCAGGAGAACGCUUUUAGAAGGCAAUAUGUCUCAUCCCAGGGCCAUUGUUGUGGAUCCUCUAAAUGGGUGGAUGUAUUGGACGGACUGGGAGGAGGAUGAGUUGAUUGACAGCAGAGGACGUAUAGAAAAAGCUUGGAUGGAUGGAUCUCACCGUCAGAUCUUCGUCACAUCCAACAUGCUGUGGCCCAAUGGCCUCACCCUUGACCACUCGUCUAACGUCAUGUACUGGUGCGACGCCUACUAUGACCACAUCGAGAAAAUCUACCUCAACGGCAGCCACAGAACGGUGGUCUACAGCGGGAAAGAGUUGAACCAUCCAUUUGGGAUUGCGCACUACCAAAACUACAUAUUCUGGACCGAUUACAUGAACGCCUCGAUAUUCCGUCUGGAUUUGUUAUCCGAUGAUGUUUCACUACUGCGGGCAGAAAGACCACCUCUCUUUGGGAUUCAGGUGUAUGACCCUCAGAGCCAGAAAGGUAAUAACCAGUGUUCAGUGAAUCACGGCGGCUGCAGUCCAUCAGCUUUAUGCCUCACAACGCCUGCAGGACGGGUUUGCGCAUGCGCAGAUGGACAACAUCAGGAGAAGGAUAACAUUACCUGUUCAUCCCCAUCAGAGGUCACUAAGAUGAAACGCUGCGGCCCAGCAGAAUUCCAAUGCCAGAACCAGCGCUGCGUUCAGCUCUCGUGGAAGUGUGAUGGGGACGAUGACUGUUCAGACGGCAGUGAUGAAGAUCCACUCCUCUGCUCCAAUCGCAGCUGCCCAGCGGACCAAUUUAAGUGCUUGAACAACCGCUGUAUCCCAAAGAGAUGGCUGUGCGACGGCACCGAUGACUGUGGCAGCAACGAGGAUGAGUCCAACCGCACCUGCUCAGCCCAAACCUGCCAGCCGGGCCAGUUUCCCUGCGCCAACGGACGCUGCAUCCCAGAGAACUGGCGCUGUGACCGUGAUGACGACUGCGGGGAUCAGUCGGAUGAGUCUUCAUCAUGCGAUUUCCCCACUUGUGAGCCGCUGACACAGUUUGGCUGUACUAAUGGGAAAUGCAUCAGUGUGAAAUGGCACUGCGAUUCCGAGGAUGACUGUGGGGACGGUAGUGAUGAGGUGGGUUGUGUUCAUGCCUGUUCAGUGGCUCAGUUUCAGUGCUCAAGCGGGAAGUGCAUCCCUGAACACUGGAUGUGUGAUGGGGACAAUGACUGCGGUGAUCUCAGCGACGAGAAUGCUACAUGCUCCAGGACAGCGAUUUCUGCAAUUAACGACUGCAGCGAGAAGGAGUUUCACUGUCGUGGUGAUGGCACCUGCGUUCCCGAAGUUUGGCGCUGUGAUGGAGACAAAGACUGUGAAGACGGUAGUGAUGAAUUCGCCUGUGAGGGAGCCAAGAGAAUGUGUGACCCCAAGGCGAAGUUUACCUGCAAGGUCUCAGGGAAGUGUGUUAGUAAGGACUGGGUGUGUGACGGAGAUAUCGACUGCGAGGACCAAUCGGAUGAGGAGGGCUGUGAAGUGUCCGUCUGUAAACCUCCUAAAUUCCCCUGUGCCAAUGACACUUCAGUGUGUCUCCCUCCCGAGCGCAUCUGUAACGGCUGGAGAGACUGUGCCGAUCACUCGGAUGAAGGACCCUACUGUGAUGAGUGUUCGAUACGAAAGGGCGGCUGUAGCCAUGAGUGCUCGGUGGCUCCUGGUAAAGGGGUCGUAUGUUCCUGUCCUGCCGGGUUCCAGUUGGGCUCGGACGCUCAGACCUGCGAGGUUCUGGAUUACUGUUCAAAGCACCUACGUUGCAGCCAAGUAUGCGAACAGCAUAAAAAUACUGUGAAAUGCUCCUGCUAUCCAGGCUGGAGUCUCGGAUCUGAUGGAGACAGCUGCUACAGCACAGAUCCUUUUGAGGCGUUCAUAAUUUUUUCUAUCAGACAUGAAAUACGCCGCAUAAAUCUGCAAAAAGGCGACUACAGCCUGUUAGUCCCCGGGCUCAGAAACACCAUCGCUUUGGAUUUUCAUUUCAGCCAAAGCUUGUUGUAUUGGACCGACGUCGUAGAGGACAAAAUUUAUCGCGGGAAGCUGUCGGAAGGAGGCGGUGUUUCGGCAAUUGAAGUGGUGGUCCAGCAUGGUCUAGCCACUCCAGAAGGCCUCGCUGUUGAUUGGAUAGCUGGAAAUCUCUACUGGAUUGACAGUAACCUAGACCAGAUCGAAGUAUCUAAGCUAAAUGGCGAAUUACGAACCACCCUAAUCGCAGGGGGAAUGGAACACCCCCGAGCCAUCGCUGUGGAUCCCGGCCAAGGUGCCUUGUUCUGGACCGACUGGGAUGCCACUUUUCCUCGGAUCGAGGGGGCUUCCAUGAGUGGGAAACAGCGCCAUGUGGUUUUCAAGGACAUGGACACCGGCGCCUGGCCGAAUGGACUCACCUUGGACCACAUGGAGAGCAGGAUAAUCUGGACGGAUGCCCGAUCUGACGCUAUAUACUCUGCUCUAUAUGAUGGCACAGGGGUGAUUGAGAUUCUCAGAGGCCACGAGUUCCUCUCUCACCCCUUCGCAGUGUCUCUUUUCGGAGGAAAUGUCUACUGGACCGACUGGAGGACCAACACGUUGACUAAAGCCAACAAAUGGACCGGAGCCAAUGUGACGGUCAUCCAAAAAACCAGCGCUCAGCCCUUCGACCUGGAGAUUUACCACCCUAGCCGGCAACCACAGACGGUGAGCCCGUGUGCUGGUAAUGGAGGCCGGGGUCACUGUUCUCACCUCUGUCUGCUCAAUUAUAAUGGCUCUGCUUCCUGCUCCUGUCCGCAUCUCAUGAAGCUCUCAGCCAAUAACAGCACAUGUCAAGGAGUGAAGAGGUUUCUCUUGUACGCUCGCAGAUCUGAGAUUCGCGGUGUGGACAUUGAUAACCCGUAUUUGAACGUGAUCAUGGCUCUGACCGUUCCUGAUAUCGAUGACGUGACGUCGAUGGAUUACGAUGCCAUGGAGGAGAGGAUUUACUGGGCUGAUGUGAAGAGCAGAACUAUAAAACGAGCGUUUAUUAACGGAACCCAACUGCAGACCGUCUUGUCUGGAGAUCUCUCCAGUGUGCGAGGUCUGGCUAUCGACUGGUUGUCCAGAAACAUGUACUGGAUGAGCUCAGACAACGACGAGACUCACAUUAAUGUCGCCCGUCUUGACGGAUCUCUGAAAACCACCGUUGUUCACGGAAUGGACAAACCCAAGAGUCUCGUCCUGCAUCCAUCCAAAGGGAAGAUGUUCUGGAUGGAUGGCGGGACGAUAAAUAUGGCCAAUAUGGAUGGAAGCAACAUCAAGAUUUUGCACCAGAACCAGAAAGAGCCUGUUGGCUUGUCGAUUGACUACUCAUCCAACAAGUUGUACUGGAUCAGUUCCGGAAACGGGACCAUAAACAGGUGUAAUUUGGAUGGGAGUGGCCUGGAUGUGAUUGACAGCAUGAAAAGCGAGCUCCGGAAAGCCACGGCAUUAGCAGUGAUGGGUGGUAAACUGUGGUGGGCAGAUGAUGUUCUCGCUCAGCUGGGCACAGUUAACAAGAGGGAUGGAAAAAACCUGACGGUUCUCCGAAACAAGACCACAGGCCUCGUCCACAUCAAAGUCUAUGACAAAGACACUCAGAAAGGUCGCAAUCCUUGUGUCCUGAAUAAUGGCGGGUGUUCGCAAAUAUGCCUUCCGACUUCUGAAAUCACUCGAACUUGUUCUUGUACUACGGGAUACAAUCUGCGUCAGGACAGGUCGACUUGUGAAGGUCUUCAGUCGUUCCUGAUGUACUCCGUUAAUGAAGGUAUACGAGGACUGUCUCUCGAUCCCAGCGAUAACUCUGAAGUUUUGACGCCGCUAUCUGGCACUUUAUUUGCUGUGGGUCUGGACUAUCAUGCCAAAAACGACACCUUAUACUGGACAGACAUGGGCUCCAACAAAAUCUCUAGGUCCAGUCGAGAUCAGACCUGGAGAGAAGACAUCAUCACAAGUGGUCUUGGGCGUGUUGAAGGACUUGCGGUGGACUGGAUUGCUGGUAAUAUUUACUGGGCGGACCAUGGCUUAAAUCUCAUUGAGGUUGCGCGAUUGAAUGGUAUGUACCGUGCAGUGGUCAUAUCGGAAGAACUCGAUCAACCUAGAGCCAUUGCUGUACACCCAGUGAAGGGGUUUCUUUUCUGGACAGAGUGGGGCCAAAGUCCUACCAUCUCCAGGUCACGUCUUGAUGGUUCAGAGCAAUCUGUGCUUGUUAGCACCGGACUGGCACGGCCUAACGGCGUCUCCAUAGACUACCAGGAAAAUAAAUUAUACUGGUGCGAUGCCCGCAAUAACAAGAUCGAAAGAAUCAACCUUGAGCGGGGUGAACAGAGGGAGAUUGUGUUCUCAUCGAGUGGGGUGGAUAUGUUUUCCAUAGCAGUCUUCGGAGCUUACCUCUUCUGGUCUGACAGAGCCUACGCCAACGGAUCCAUCCGCCGUGCUUCCAAAAAAGAUGCUGUGGAUGUAGUGACCAUCAGGAGUGGCUUGGGUGUCAGCCUGAAAGAUGUGAAGGUCUUUAACCAGGAUCGGGAGAAAGGUACGAACGCUUGCAGCAAAUCAAACGGAGGAUGCCAGCAACUUUUUUACUUGGGGAAUAACCGGAAAACAUGCGCAUGUGCUCAUGGAUAUCUUGCUCAGGAUGGACUCAGGUGUAAUCGGUACGAGGGUUACCUGCUUUACUCUGAGAGGACCGUCUUGAGGAGUAUUCAUCUAUCGGACGAGAAUGACCUCAACUCGCCUAUUAGGGCAUACGAGAACCCGGUUUAUUUUAAAAACAUCAUAGCUUUGGCCUUUGAUCAUCGACAGAUCGCACAUGGAAUCAAUCGGAUUUUCUUUAGCGAUGUUCAUUAUGGGAAUAUUCAAGUCAUCAAUGACGACUGGACUGGAAGGCGCAUCAUUGCCGAGAAUGUUGGUUCUGUGGAGGGACUGGCAUAUCACCGUGGUUGGGACGUCCUGUACUGGACAAGUUCCACCACUGCCUCCAUCACCCGUCACCACAUUGACCAGAGCAGAGCAAACGCCUUCAACAGAGACACAGUGGUAUCGAUGUCUGAGGAAGACCAUCCACACGUCCUUACUCUCGACGAAUGCCAAAACUUGAUGUUUUGGACGAACUGGAACGAGCAGCAUCCGAGCAUUAUGAGGUCUACUUUAACAGGCCGGAACAUCCGAAUCAUUGUUAGCACGGACGUCAUCACUCCUAAUGGCCUCACCAUCGACCACAAAGCCGAAAAGCUGUACUUCUCUGACGGCAGUCUGGGCCACAUCGAGAGGUGUGAUUUCGACGGCUCGCACAGAUAUGUCAUUGUGAAAUCAGGACCUGGAACGUUCUUUGGCUUGGCAAUUUACAGAGACUUCAUCUUCUGGUCCGACUGGACGCGGCGUGCUGUGAUCCGCUCUGAUAAGUUCACCGGAGCUAAUACGAAAGUACUCCGCACGGACAUCCCGCAUCAGCCAAUGGGAAUCAUCGCAGUUUCCAACGACACCAACAGCUGUGAGGCGUCCCCCUGCAGCGUAAAUAACGGAGGGUGUCAUGACCUCUGCCUUUUGACCCCGCUUGGUGUGGUAAACUGUUCUUGCCGUGGGGAACGGAUAUUGCUGGAUGAUAACAGAUGUGUAUCCCCGAACUCCUCCUGUAACAUCCACUCACAGUUCCAGUGCGGAAACGGCGAAUGCAUCGAUUACCAGCUGACAUGUGACGGCAUUGCGCACUGCAAAGACAGGUCUGAUGAGAAGAUGCAGUACUGCGAAAACCGGAACUGCAGACACGGCUUUAAAUCCUGUUAUAACCAACGCUGUGUGUCCAACCAACGCUUCUGUAAUGGUGUGAAUGAUUGCGGGGAUAACUCAGAUGAAGUUUACUGUAACAACUCGUCAUGUUUGUCUUCAGAGCGCCGCUGUGCCGAUGGCUCCUGUAUUCCCACAUCAUCCUGGUGUAAUCAGAUCAUAGAUUGCGCUGACGCAUCGGACGAGAAAAUCUGUAAUAACACAGACUGCAUGGGAUACUACAGGCUGGGAGCUCGCGCCAGCAACACUGAGCGCUUCCUGAGCUGCAAUUCCACGUCGCUGUGUGUUCAUCCCUCCUGGAUCUGUGACGGAGCCAAUGACUGCGGGGAUUACGCAGAUGAAACACACUGCCACGCUUCUGCAGUCCAUACGUGUGAAGAUGGCCAUUUUGCAUGUCCCAGUGGAAACUGUAUCUCCAGCGUCUGGUUGUGCGAUGGACAAAAAGACUGUGAGGACGGAGCUGAUGAGUUUCAGUGUGAUUCGUCAUGUCUCUGGAAUCAGUUCGCCUGCUCCAAGAACAAGUGCAUCUCCAAACAAUGGCUGUGUGACGGUGAAGACGACUGCGGCGACGGACUGGACGAAAGCCAGGAAAUCUGCGGUUCUGCAUCGUGUUCUCCAGGUUUGUUCAGUUGCCCGGGAUCGUACGCAUGUGUGUCGAGAAACUGGUUGUGUGACGGAGAGAGAGACUGUCCUGACGGCAGUGAUGAACUAGCUCUCGCUGGAUGUGCUCCUAACAACACGUGUACUGACAGCACGUUCCAGUGCCGAAACCAGAACUGCAUCCCUCGCCGGUUCGUCUGCGAUCAUGAUGACGACUGCGGAGACGCUUCAGACGAGUCUCUGGAAUGCGAGUACCGUUUAUGCAAAGAGGAGGAGUUUCGCUGUGCAGAUGGGCGGUGUUUGCUGAGAGCCCAAUGGGAAUGUGAUGGUUUCCCUGACUGUCUGGACCAAUCAGAUGAGCUGCCACUCAACCCAAAGUGCUCCGCUGCAGAAAGUUUGUGCAAUGGUUCGGUUUUCAUGUGUGCAAACGGCCGCUGCGUUCCGCUGGGGAGCGUGUGUAACCAGCACGACGACUGUGGGGACCGAUCGGAUGAGAGGAACUGCCAUGUUAAUGAGUGUUUAAACCGGAAAGUCAGCGGCUGCACCCAGGACUGUCAAGACCUACCCGUGGGAUACAAGUGUUCCUGCUGGCCAGGCUUCCGUCUGAAACAUGACGGCAGGACGUGCAUCGACGUGGACGAGUGUUCCGAGCAGUUUCCCUGCAGUCAGCAGUGUGUCAACACGUACGGCUCAUUUCAAUGUCUGUGUGCCGACGGUUACCAGCGGCCCGCCAGCAACACCCACAGCUGCAGGUCUCUCUCAGCGGAGCAGCCUUUUCUUAUCCUUGCCGACCAUCAUGAAAUCAGAAAGAUCAGUCUGGAUGGAUCAAACUACACUCUUUUGAAGCAGGGACUCAGUAAUGUCAUCUCUCUAGACUUUGACUCCAGGAAGGAGUUGAUCUAUUGGAUUGACACUAGCAGACCCAGCGGACGCAGAAUCAACAGAAUGCGCCUCAACGGAAGCGACCUCAAGGUGGUUCACAGGACGUCGGUCCCCAGUGCUCUCGUGGUCGACUGGAUCGGCAAGAACUUGUAUUGGUGUGACGGCGAGAGAAAGACCCUCGAGGUGGCGAAAGCUAAUGGACUCUACCCUACUGUACUGCUGAGGACUGGAUUGAGAAAUCCAACUGCUCUGGCUCUCGACACUCUGACAGGGUAUGUGUUCUGGAUCGACUGUUGUGAACAGCCCCAAAUUGGACGGAUCGGGAUGGACGGCAGCAAGUCACGCGUCAUAAUCGAUACAGAAAUACGCUCCCCUUCAGCUUUGACCAUUGACCACGUCAACAAAAGGAUCUACUGGGCUGACGAGAACCAUAUCUUAUUUGCCAAUAUAGAUGGUACCAAACGACACAAGGUCCCCAUACAAGAUAUAGGUGGAGUUACCGGUCUCACAUUAUUUGAGGACUUCAUCUACUGGAGUGACCAGAAGUCCAAAACCCUCAGUCGCUCUCACAAGACCUCCGGCGGGCAACAAACCGAGCUCCUCAGCUCCUGGCAAACCAUUCGAGACAUUCAAGUCUACCAUCCGCUCCGACAGCCUGACGUGCCUAAACAUCAGUGCCAGGUGACUAAUGGAGGGUGCAGUCACCUCUGCCUACUUUCCCCUGGAGGGGGAUACAAGUGCGCUUGCCCUACGCACUUCUACCUGGCAAACGACAACAAAACCUGUCUGUCUAACUGCACUGCCAGCCAGUUCCGCUGUGGUACGGAUGAGUGCAUUCCCUUCUGGUGGAAAUGUGACACCGUGGACGACUGUGGAGAUGGAUCUGACGAGCCGGCAGAUUGCCCGGAGUUUAAAUGUCAGCCUGGCAGAUUUCAGUGCGGGACAGGUCUGUGUGCUCUUCCUCCCUUCAUCUGCGAUGGAGAGAACGACUGCGGAGACAACUCGGAUGAAGCCAACUGUGACUCAUAUAUCUGCCUGUCGGGUCAGUUUAAGUGCACACACCGGCAGAAGUGCAUCCCUAUAAACCUGCGCUGUAAUGGACAAGAUGACUGCGGUGACGGGGAAGAUGAAACCGACUGCCCUGAAAACACGUGCUCUCCAUCCCAGUUCCAAUGCAAGUCCACAAUGCACUGCAUCUCCAAGCUGUGGGUUUGCGAUGAAGAUCCCGACUGCGCCGACGGCUCCGACGAGGCCAACUGCGAUGAAAAGACAUGUGGACCCCAUGAAUUCCGCUGCAAGGACAACAACUGCAUCCCAGACCACUGGAGGUGUGAUGGACAGAGCGACUGCAGCGACAACUCAGAUGAGGAGAACUGCAAGCCAGUAACAUGCAACUCCAAAAACUUCAUCUGCGCCAACGGAGAGUGCAUUUCCUCACGUUUCCGGUGCGACGGCGACUUCGACUGCACCGAUAACUCAGACGAGAGGGGCUGUGAAAGCCACUGCUCCGAGGAUCAGUUCCAGUGUCUGAAUCAUCUCUGCAUCUCGGUCAAAUGGCUUUGUGAUGGACAGGAAGACUGCAAAACCGGGGAAGAUGAGGCCAACUGCAGCCCUGCCAACACCGCCAUGACAGCUCGGCCGACGGCUUGCGGUCAGAAUGAGUAUGUGUGUGUUGGAGGAGGCUGUGUUUUGGCUGCUCAGCGCUGCGAUGGACAGAACGACUGCGCAGACGGGUCAGAUGAGGUGGACUGUCUCAGCGAGUGUAAAGAGGACGAGUUUCUGUGUCGUAAUCGAGCUCACUGUGUUCCUGCGCGCUGGAGGUGCGACAGAGUCUUUGAUUGCCUCGAUCAGAGUGAUGAGGACAACUGUGACCACGGGUCUCUGUCAUGUCGUGCAGAUGAGUUUGUGUGUAAUAAUACACUGUGUAAGCUGCUGGUUUGGCUCUGUGAUGGUGAGGAUGACUGUGGAGACAACUCUGACGAAGAUGCGCACAUGUGCGAAAAGCUGCCAUGUCCCCCGAACCGUCCAUUCCGCUGCAGAAAUGACCGAGUGUGUUUGCGAUCUGAGCAGAUCUGCAACGGUGCCAAUGACUGUGGUGACAAUUCAGACGAAGACCACUGUGUGGAUGUGUUAAAGAAGCCCAGACCGUGUGGAAAGACUGAAUUCGCCUGUGCUAACCAUCACUGUAUAGCAGACGAGCUGCAGUGCGAUUUAUUUGACGAUUGUGAAGACGGUUCAGAUGAGCGAGACUGCAAGGCAUAUGUGGACGGAGCAUGUCGAGGACGGCCAGACUUGUGUGGAGAUGAUGCUUUCUGUAAUCAAACUAAAACUCCCUCUGUCUGCCAGUGCAAAGAAGGCUUUCAGAGGAACCAGAAGAGCAGGCAAUGUGAAGAGGUGAACGAGUGUCUGCUUUUCGGUAUGUGUUCUCAGUACUGCACCAACAGCAAGGGCUCAUACAGGUGCACCUGUGACCGCAACUUCAAGGAGAUCCAUGGCGAGUGCAUCACCAAAGGUCCAGAGGAUCAGGUCCUCUAUGUGGCGAAUGACACUGAAAUCCGCAGUUUUGUGUAUCCCUACAACCAAACUCACGGGCACACUCAGCUCGCCAAGAUCUCUGACAGUGCGCGUAUCAUCGGCUUGGACGCACUUUUCCACCAUCACAAGUUUGUUUGGGCCACUCAGUUUAAUCCUGGCGGGAUGUUUUACAAAGACCUGCAGGACAGGAGUCCAGACACAACAAACAGUGGCGUCAUAUGUCCAGAUUUUCGGAGGCCCAGAGACAUUUCAGCCGACUGGGUGACGGGAAACCUGUACUGGACGGAUCAUUCACGAAUGCACUGGUUCAGCUACUACACGGCACACUGGCGGAGACUUCGAUACUCCAUCAACGUGGGACAGCUAGGAGGCCCAAACUGCACACGUCUCAUCACCGAUAUCGACGGAGAGCCUUUCGCCAUCACCGUUAACCCUGUACGGGGGAUGGUGUAUUGGACCGUAAUCGGCGAUCACUCUCACAUUGAAGAGGCUGCUAUGGACGGGUCGAUGCGUCGUGUUUUGAUCGCGAGGAAUUUGCGGAGACCGACAGGACUCGCGAUUGAUUAUUACAAUCAGCGUCUGUACUGGGCUGACUCUGAACUCUCUCAGAUCGGGAGCGUGCGCUUCGAUGGCUCUGAUUCACUGGUGGCCAUCAGCAGUCGACACGGCAUCUCUCAGCCCUUCCGCAUCGACCUGUUUGAGGACUACAUCUACGGGGUGAGCAUGAAGCACGACGUCUUCAGGGUUCAUAAAUAUGGGAAACUGCCCACCGAGAGGCUCAGUCUGGGAGUGGAGAGAUCAUCCAGUGUCCUGGUUUUCCAUCGGUACAAACAGCAGGAAGUGUCGAACCCGUGCGCGCAGAUGAGUUGUGCGUUCCUAUGUCUCCUGAACCCCAGCGGGGCCAGGUGUGUGUGUCCUGAGGGGAAGAUUCUGCUCAACAGGACCUGCACAGACACCAACAUCUCAGGAGAUCUGUGUCGUCCCGCCUGUGAGAACGGAGGUCGGUGUAUCACUAAUGAACGAGGGGAAUCCCGCUGCUUCUGUUGGCCAAAUUACUCUGGUGAACGCUGUGAAAUCAGCCACUGUAAAGACUACUGUCUCAAUGGAGGAACCUGCACUGGAUCUCCACUAGGGAAAGCCACAUGUCGCUGUGCUCUGGGCUUUAGUGGUUCUCUGUGUGAACAGAGGUUGUGUGAUGGUUUCUGUCUGAACGGAGGCUCCUGUGAUGUGACUCUGGGAAAUCAGCCUGUGUGUCAGUGUCCAGCCGAGUACACCGGAGAGCGCUGUCAACACCAUAUUUGUCAUCAUUAUUGCGCGCAUUCUAAAGGCUGCACACUGUCCAGCUCGGGACAUGUGGAGUGUGUUUGUCCCACACGAUAUGAGGGCUCCAAAUGUGAGACGGACCGAUGUGUUCGCUGCCGAGGAGCUCCGUGUAUUGUAGAUGAAGAGACUGGAGACGUCGCCUGCAACUGUACGAAUGGCAGGAUCGCAGCCAGCUGUCAGCUGUGUGACGGAUACUGUUAUAACGGAGGAACCUGCCACCUCGACUCUGAAACCGGCCUGCCGUUCUGUCAUUGCUCAUCCGAGUUUAAAAGCCCGAGGUGUGACGAGAGAUCAAACCCUUGCGAUCACUACUGUCAGAACCAGGGUGUUUGUUCCCUCACCGCCUAUAACAAACCCCGUUGCAAGUGCUCUGGAAACUGGUCAGGAACGCAGUGCGAAAGACCUGCAACCAAGACCAACCGCUUGGAAAAUGUCAGCGGGAGAAGUAUUGCCAUAAUAGUGCCUCUAGUUCUUCUCGUAUGCAUCAUCACUGCUGUUACAGUGGGAAUCCUCAUUUGCAAAAGAUGUCGAAGAGGUAAGCAGGUUCAGCGGCAGCCCAUGGCCAAUGGAGGCUUGAACGUGGAGAUCGGGAAUCCGUCCUAUAACAUGUAUGAAGUUGAACACGACAAUCACGUAGACGUCGGAAGCUUUCUUCACCCCAGCUUCACUCUUGACCCUCACAAGGGCUGGUGUGUGAAGUCCAGCGAUCCGCGCAACUUGCCCCCCGCUCGCCCUUUGACAGCACACACUUUACCAAUCCAGAACGUUCCAAAGGAGCUGAUUCCAGGACAGGCAAUGAACUACUCCAACCCCAUCUACUCAAAGAUGUACCAUGAUGGACAACACUGUCGAAAGCCCAUCAUCAACCUCGACAUGAGACGCGAUUUACUCCCAAAGAGACUGGACACGACCAUUCGGGAAACGGCGGCAUAACCUAACUUUUCCACAACCUGCAUUGUUUUUGUUUUUGUUUGUUUGUUUUUUAUAGAAAGAUCUGUAUAAAAUGUAUUUAAAAAUACUUUUUUAUGUCCAGUCAGGUUGAAUCAUCACUAUGGAAGGCUGUUUUUGAUAAAUAAGUCAUUGAUAAAUAAGUCAAAAAGGCACAAUUGUAAAGUUUUUUUUUUUAAAUCUCACAAUUUCUUGCUGUUUUGAGAAAAGACGGAAGUGUAAGAUAGAAACGCGCAAUUGUGAAUUUGUAUCUCAUAAUUACGAGUUUAUCUUUCACUACAGAAUGCACUGAAUUUGUAUCUUGCAUUUGUGAAUUUAUAUUGUGAAAUUGUAAUUUGCGUAAUUAUUAUCGUAAUUACGAGAACAGUAAGAAUUGCAAUAAGAUAUAAAUAUAUCGCAAUCUGUAUCUCGCAGUUGUGAAUUUUCACUCUGAAUUGUGAGAUUUGAAAAGAUGUAAAUUCACAGUUUGUAAAUACAAAUACUUGACUCUGACUUUUUUCUCAGAAUUGCUCAUUUUUAUCUCACAGUUUACUGCAAGUUCUAGACCAGAGGUGGGCAAACCUGAUCCUCGAGGGCCGGUGUCCCUGCAGAGUUUUGCUCCAACACUAAUCAAACACACCUGAACAAACUAAUCACUGUCUCCAAGAUCGCUAGAAACUACAUCAGGUGUGUUUGAUUAGGGUUGGAGCAAAACUAUGCAGGACACUGGCCCUCCAGGAUCGAGUUUGCCCAAUCCUGUUCUAGACUGUAAGCAUCGCAAAGUAUAAACCACAGAGAUACAUAAACAAAUGUGAGAUACAAAUUCUUAAUUCAAGUUUGUAUAUCUUGCAAUUGCUAUUUCUUUUUUCUUAUAAUUGCAAGACAAACAUAAUUAAAGAUACAAAAGGAUACAAACUUCUACUAGAAGACAGUUCAAAUGUGAUAUAAACUCGGAAUUGUGAGAGAUAAAUUUGUCAUUUUAAAUCUUUCGUUAUAUAUUUUUUCGUCAUGAAUUGUAAAAUAAAUUCUUGCGAUUUCGAAUUUUAACUUCAAACUGCAAGGCACAAACUCAUUAUUAUAAUAAUAACAGGCUAAACUUUAAUAUGUAAACUCAGAAUUGUGAUAUUCGGAGACCUUGUAGACGUUUUUUCCAUAAUAACGAUUUUAUAGCUUACUUUUUUUUGUAUAUAAGCUCGCAAUAAAAGUCGAGUUCGCAAAUUCGUAUGCAAAAUUAAAAUAUUUCAGUAUUUUUUUUGUGGAAUAUAAACUCACAACUACAAAAGCAGUCAAAAUUGUUAAAGUAUUAACAUAUAAUUUAAAUUUCUCACAAUCUGUAUCUCGCGAUUACGAAUUUUGACUACUGAGAAGAGAAGUAAAUUCUCAGUUGCUACAUUUUUUCUCAGAAUUGCACGUUUAAGAUAAAAACUAAGAAUCGGAAGUUAUACAAACAAAUGUGAAAAACUCUUCAUUCAAGUUUAUAUCUUGCAAUUACGUUUUUUUACCUAUAAUUGCAACACGUAAACUCGGAAUUAUGAGCACAAUCUGAAAUGUGAUAUAAACUCAAAAUUCCAAGGGGUCAAUUUGUAAUUUAAAUUAUUUUCGCUAUUAAUUGUUAUAUAUAAAUACGCAAUGACAAAUUCGGUUUCUUCUCAGAAUAGUGAAUUUGUGUCUUGCAAUUGCCAAUUUUUACUCUGACUUAAACGCGUUAAUAUAACAACAGUCCGAAUCGUGAGAUAUAAACUCAGAUGUGGUAUACUAACUUACAAUUGUACCUUUUUAACGCACAGUUGUGUGUUUAUGUCUCACUAUAUAAUUUUUUACUCAAACUUGUGAGAUAUAAGCACGCAAUAAAAGUCAGAAUAGCGUGACAAAACUUACAUAAACAGCAUAAACAACCUUCCUUAAAUCUCACUUUGCGUCCCACAUAUAUGUGCCAAUUUUCGUUUAACGUUUUCUUGUUUUGUUUUUUUUCUGUCGCAACCAAAACGUCUUUUAUAAACGACCAAUGCAGUGUUUUGCUUUGUGACUUUGUAAAUGCACUACACAAACACGAUUAAACGAAACGAGAAUCAUUCAAAGCUGCUCAAUCUCAAAAGGCUUUAUAUACACAUAAAGACAUUUAAGGAGAAUUUUAUAUACAGUAGGUUUAUUUACGUACACACUAUGUAUAUGUUUUCCUGUUGGUGGUACGAUCGCCAAUGCCUAGAUAUUCCCAAGUUGCCUCUUACAUUUAGCCGUAUUAGGGGGAAAAAAAAGAGAAGAGACACUUAUUUAAUAAAUGCGUCAUAUGCUCAUCACAGAUUUUAUUUUUGAUAUUUCUCAUCGAUGUUUAUCUUUUAAGUUAACCAGACGCUUCAAAUAUGCAGUCAAAUACGAAAGUGAAACCAAACCAUGACGGUUGCAAACUGUACAACUUGAAAACAUUUCAUUUGCAUAUUGCAAACAUGUCUUUCAGCACUUAAAAGUACUAUAAAAAAAGGAUCUCAUGUCACACAAGACUCACUUUCACUCACGCGGGACUCUUGUAAUGCCAUGUUUGAUGAACAAAUGUAAAAAUCACAUUCUCUGUGCAAAUGUACACAACUAUAGGAGGAGGAAAAAAAAGGUUUUAUAAUUUUAUAGUUGAUUUGUAUGUCCGGUUUGCUUGUAUUUUCUGGAAAUGUAUUAAAUGUAGAACUUUUUUAUACAAAACGAUGUACACAAUAUAUUGGUCCGUCUUCACUUUGGGCUGAAACUGAAGUGUUUGUUUGUUUUUUUUAUUAUAAAACAAAACGAUCUUGCACUGCGCAAUCGUACAGGUUGCCGUUUUUGAAGGUGAAACGAAGGACAUUUGUCGUUUAAAUGCAUAUAAAUACACCUAAGGGGAUUUUGGACCAAGAACUAUGAAAUAAAAUGGAUUUUCUGGCCAUUUUAAACGUUUAGUUGUUAUUGAAAUGUUGUGUAACAUGCAAACAAUUGUUGUGUCAUGUCAUAUUCCUUGUUAA